Belonocnema kinseyi is the source of this 291-nucleotide messenger RNA. RefSeq lists its product as uncharacterized. NCBI's taxonomy places the organism in Eukaryota, Metazoa, Arthropoda, Insecta, Hymenoptera, Cynipidae. The record is from RefSeq and is a predicted model, not a curated record. The transcript has a single exon. Bases 3 to 260 code for a protein of 85 amino acids.
UCAUGUUCAAGUUUGUGAUCCUCGCAGUUCUGUUGGCUUUCGCCAACGCUGAGCCUGGACAUCUGGGUGUCCCAUUGGUCACCAGUUAUUCUGGUGUUCCAGCCACUUUGGGAUAUCCUGGCUACUCUGGAUUGGCAUAUUCUGCACCAGCAGCUUAUGCACCUGCCGCUUACGCAGCUCAUUAUGGAUAUGCACCAUCAGCAUAUUCAGCAUAUUCUGCACCACUGCCAUACGCUUACGGAAGAUCCAUCCACUACUGAACAAAGACACCCGAAACCUCUUCAGAUUUAA